UAAUAGAGCUGGCGAGAGGCGGCGACCUCAGUGUGUGUGUGUGUGUGUGUGUGUGAGUGAGUGUGUGUGUGUGUGUGUACAUGUAUGCGUGCGAGAUGGAAGAAUCGAGUCGCUGGUGAUUAUGGCAAUGGGCGACUCGGUGCUUGGUUGUAUCCAGAUCGCACCGAGGGACUUUUGGGAUGUCGUCCGUGAGAAUACGCGAUAAUGACUAUUGAAGUGAGCGAUUGACAUGGCUGCAUUCAGAAAAGCAAUUGACUGUUUCAUCAACCGGGUGAAAAACCCCAUCUCCCCCGGCCAGUCCGUCUCCAAGGAUAACACCUCUGAUAAACUGGAACUCGGGGGUCGCCAGAAGAACUUCAACAACGUGUUCGAGGUGAAAAGCAGAGGAAUAGAAAGCCCUUUAUUCAAGGCGGCGAGACAAAAUGAUGUUGAAUCUUUGAAGAAUUUACUAGAGGAGAAACAUGUAGACCCUUUUGAAAGAGGUACUGUUGGAGAAACAGUGCUGCAUGUUGCAGCAUUAUAUAACAGUAAGGAAGCUGCAAUUAUUUUGCUCAAUACCUUUCCAUUCUUAAUGGACGAACCAAUUGAUUGCGAGAUGUAUAAGGUUGCUGUACCUUCAGGUGAAACAGCAUUGCACAUUGCGGUGGUGAAUCAGAACGUGGACCUUAUUAAAGAAUUACUGGCACUAAACGCAGAUAUUAAAAAUUCUCGUGCCGUGGGGACGUUUUUCACGCCAGGAAAGGACUGUCGAUGUUAUUAUGGAGAAUAUGUUUUAUCAUUUGCAGCCUGCAUAGGGAACGAACAGAUAGUUAAAAUGAUUGUGGCACAUGGAGCACCUUUAAAUGCACAAGAUAAACAAGGUAACACAGUAUUCCACAUGCUCGUGCUGCACCCGAAUAAAAGCAUGGCCUGCAGAAUGUACAAUUUCAUUUCUUCACUUAUUUCCAAGGAGAAGAUUGAGUAUUUGGAGAGCAUCACCAACAAGGAAGGACUGACGCCCAUGAAGUUGUCAGCGUUCGAAGGAGACGUAGCAAUGUUUAGUCAUUUCAUGCAGAAGAGAAAGCAGAUUUAUUGGGCAUUUGGACCAGUGUCGUCCACCUUGUAUGAUCUUACUGGAAUUGACACCUGGGGAGAUGAGCUUUCUGUCCUAGACAUCUUGUGCUCGAGUAAGAAGAAAGAGGCCCGAAAGCUAUUAAAAAUCACCCCAGUGAAAGAAGUGCUGCAUCAUAAGUGGACGAAUUAUGGAUUCAAAUAUUUCUUACUGUGGACUGCACUUUACUUUUUGUACACAAUAAUUUUUACUGUCUGCUGCGUGUACCGCCCUCUUGCACCAGCCGGCCCGGGUGGGGACAACAUCACCAUUAUGGUCCCCAAGCCCCUGAAUGAAGCUUAUGCAUCAGCUGAAGAUUUUGCCCGUUUGGCCGGUGAAAUUCUGACUGUUGUCGGAGCUGUUCUGAUCCUCGUCACAGAGAUUCCACGUUUGAUUCAUAUAGGACCUGCAAAGUAUUUUGGAAACACUGUAACUGGAGGACCUUUUCACAUUACAAUGAUUGUUUAUGCUUGCUUUGUAUUAAUCACCAUGAUACUGAGGGUUCUGAACCACGAAUGGGAAACGGUUAUAAUGGCGUACGCGCUGAUAAGUGCUUGGUGUAACGUUCUUUAUUUUGCCCGUGGAUUCAAGUUACUCGGUCCUCUCUGCAUCAUGAUACAAAAGAUGAUCUUUGGUGAUCUUAUGAGGUUUUGUUACGUUCUGAUAAUUGUCAUCAUAGGAUUCGGUGCAGGUUUUGACGUUCACUUUCAAGCCCUGGACCCCAACACUUACUUGUACUUCAGGGACUUUACCAUCACUAUUUUCACAUUGUUCCAGCUGAUGAUGGGUCUGACUGAACUGCCUGGCCCUCCUGAUAUCAAGAUCCCUGACAUCAUCAUUGUCCUUUACAUGGUGUACAUGUGCUUUGGCUUCGUCCUUCUGCUCAAUCUAUUCAUCGCUCUCAUGGGAGACACUCACUAUCGAGUUGUCAGUGAAAGAAAAUCGCUCUGGAAAGCUCAGAUUGCUGCAACCACACUUCUUCUUGAGAGGAGACUUCCGGCUUGGCUUUGGCCCAGAGCUGGAAUACCAGGAGACUUGCUGGGCCUCAAUGUGGAAAAGUGGUAUUUAAGGGUCGAAGAGAGAAGCGAUUACCAAAAGGCCAGGAAGAAGGCUGAAGACGAGGAGAAAGAAAACAUAUCCCACCCAAGGAAGAACAGAAGUGCCUACCGCUGGAAACUCAUCCAUAAAAACAUAUCAAAAAGCCUGAAGAAAAACGACGUUCCAAGUGACAUGACCACUCUUUAAAUUCUCAUCCCUGUAACCCGAGAGACAUUGGCUUGUGGGAAAACACACACACACACAAUUGUUUUUUCUGACUGUGCUGAACCUUGGUGCAUUUGCAUUUCUUCAAGGCAAAAUACCUGCUUAGAAAUGGGGAGAGUGCGUUUCCAGGUGUAACGUCAUAGCCACGUCACAAGGAAGCAUUGAAAACUUUAAGUGGAGUUGAAUUUCAAUAGAUUAAUUAAAACUCUAAAUGUUUUUUUUGAAUGUGAUAAUAAAAAAAAACCUUUGUUACCGCUCGUUAUAAGUUAGGAUCAUUUGUAAAGUUACGAUUAGAUAGUCGCUUUCAAUAGGCACCGGAAUCAGUACUAAGACUUCUAACUAGAAAAAUCUUGUCAUUCGCAAAGGUGAUUUGCAGUAGAAAUAUUUCAAAGAAACGCCACGGAAAUACAAUAAUACCAAAAAUAAGUUAAAUUCAAAACAGGGCAAAGUGGGUGUUUAUUUGUGCAUCUACAGAUUAAGCACAUUUGUUGCAAUGGUUUUUAGAGGAAUCUUUAAACUUUAAUAACAAAAUUACUUGCAGUAUAAAGUUACUAUCACAGCUUGUAAAUGAUCUGUGCAAUGAUAAUACAUGAUGUUACUGCACACACAGAUUAAGAAUGAAAGUUUUUUUUAAUAUAUAUAUAGAAUGUAAGUGAAAAUUAUACAGUAUUUUAAAACAAGGUACAGAAUGCUACAGUAGUGAAGGGGUUAACUGCUGCUGACUGUUGUAACACUGUACCAUAAUAAACCUCAAAUACGAUUUUACUGAACGAACGAAGAAA
Molecule: messenger RNA, 3135 nt
Organism: Leucoraja erinaceus (little skate)
Lineage: Eukaryota; Metazoa; Chordata; Chondrichthyes; Rajiformes; Rajidae
Product: transient receptor potential cation channel subfamily V member 6-like
Exons: 15
Coding region: 230-2335 (701 amino acids)
Biological process (GO): calcium ion import across plasma membrane
Cellular component (GO): membrane
Molecular function (GO): protein binding; calcium channel activity
Source: RefSeq, a predicted model, not a curated record